This is a messenger RNA of Linum tenue, 343 nucleotides long. The record is from the annotation of a GenBank genome assembly. Lineage: Eukaryota; Viridiplantae; Streptophyta; Magnoliopsida; Malpighiales; Linaceae.
AGCAAAGAUGAGAAGGGGUGAAGAUGAGAAGCUACCGGCAUGAGGAGCGAGGGAUCAGAAUCCUAGAUCCGGCGUUACCAGCGGCUCCUCUCUCACUCCAGCGGAGACGGAUUCACCGGAAGGCAGAUUCAACGGAGGAAAGAAAUAAUAGCUAUGAAAAAAAUGCAGGAAAAAAGUGAGAGGUCGUUCAGCCUUUCUCUCUCCUCUUCUGCCCCGAUUUGGGGGGCACGUGUAACACCCCGAUAAUUUAGAUUUAGGUUCGACCUUAAUACGUGAUCGGUUGGAUUGGCGGUUAAGUACUAAGAGUUAGAACCGCGGUUUAGGAAUAAUAAUAAUAAUAAUA